Messenger RNA from Oreochromis aureus, 1599 nucleotides. RefSeq names its product gap junction delta-3 protein-like. Gene Ontology annotation, cellular component: connexin complex. Gene Ontology annotation, biological process: cell communication. The coding region runs from base 23 to 886 and encodes 287 amino acids. Lineage: Eukaryota; Metazoa; Chordata; Actinopteri; Cichliformes; Cichlidae. The record is from RefSeq and is a predicted model, not a curated record. The transcript has a single exon.
CAGACCUGACAGUGCUGCAGCCAUGGGUGAGUGGGACUUCAUCGGUGGGUUCUUUAAAGACCUCCAGACCGAGUCGCCGAUGCUGGGUCGUUUCUGGCUCUUCCUCACGCUGGUGUUUAGGAUAGUGAUCCUGGGAACUGUGGCCAGUGACAUGUUUGAGGACGAGCAGGAGGAAUUUACCUGUAACACCCUCCAGCCAGGAUGUAAGCAGGUGUGUUAUGACUCGGCUUUCCCCAUCUCCCAGUACAGAUUCUGGGUGUUUCAUAUAGUCCUCAUCGCUACACCUUCUCUGCUUUACCUCGUGUACGCCACACAUCAGCAUAACAAGAGUGCCAACAACUCCUCAUCAAGUGAAAAGACCAGCAGGGAGAAGAGAGAAGAAAAAGCUUUAAGGGCGCUCUAUAUUAUCACUCUGAUCUUCCGCAUAGUGGCAGAAAUCGGCUUCUUAAUUGUCCAGUGGUAUCUCUACGGCUUCGAGGUGGAGGCCCAUUUCCCAUGUGACCGAUUUCCCUGCCCCCACACUGUGGACUGCUUCACCUCCCGACCUGCAGAAAAAACAGUCUUCCUCCUCUUCUACUUUGCUGUAGGGGUGAUAUCAGCAUUUUCCAGCGUUGUGGAGCUUUUCUACAGCUCUGCGAAGUGGUUUUGCUCAAAACAGAAGAAAUUGAAAUAUGACCAAUGUGACUGCGAGAACCUCCACAACCUCAAGAAAGAGGAGACAGAGGAGAAAGCAGCAGUACAGAUGAUGUCAGAAAGCACGGCCAGCAGUGUGAGAGCAAAGGAGGGAUCAGUGAGAAGCAGCUACAGUCGAAAGGUCUACAGCAGUGGUCACAAGUGCAAAAGCCCACCAGGAAAAUAUGUGAGCGCCUCGAGGCUUACAUUGUGAGAGGACUGACUCCAAUCACACUAUGUGUGAUUCAGAUUCUUUUCUAUUUUAAACCUGUGACUACAUCUCUAACUCCAUUUCAUUUGAAAUGAUUUCACUGUUGAUGUGUUAAACAGUAUUUACAGUGGGACACUUCACAAGGAUUGUUUGGAAAAUGAGAUAAGAAAACACUGAUCAUAAGAAGGAUGCAUGCAAGACAUUGUUGUUUCUGGUAAAUGAUUAAAGGCUGCAAACAGCUCAGGAAGGAAACAUUUUCUGGACUACGCUUGAUAAACUUGUUUAAUGCUGACUGUUUUGUUUGUAACUGUGUCCCUUUUGUAGCUGCCAGAGGCAGAAACUCUGACUCAGCAGAGGAUUCAGGUUGUACUGAUAGGAAAAAUAAGCACAUCAGCCUUUCAGAGAAAAUGAAUAUUAAUUUUACAGUUCAUGGUGAGCCACACUGACUCAAUUUAGAUGUUUUUUUCUUGACUAGAUCUCAAAUCGUUCUUAUUUUGCUCACCAACAAUCAGCAGUAUCAAUAAAAAAAAAUAAGCACAUGGACUUUGAACCAUUAUAGUUUCCAAGGUAAAAGCUGACGUUCAAAACAUUGGAGCUGAAUUUAUUUUAAAUUGCUGAAUGUUUGGUGAAAAAAAACAGUUGAAUGAGCUGAAAUAUAAACAUGUUAAAAGCUAAAAUUCCCAGAGACGAAGUUUCAAAGUUGGAAAAUAAUUGAA